CUGUUUUGGUUUGAAUUCAACCAAUCAAAAUCAGUCGGAGGCGGGGGUUUUACGGGUAGAGGGAGCUUUGAAUUUUUGUGAGGUUUUUAAACACACAGCUGUAGUAUCUGGCAUUUAAAACUAGACUUUAAUGUGUAAAAUUUAUCUUUUUGAGUUAUAUGACUAGAAGAAGCUCACGAUAACGCUGAAAUGGCGAGCUGGCAUCAUUAGCACCAGAGAACAGACUCUUGUUUUGGUUUCUGUGAUAAAUCUUCGCGUCGACAUUUUACAAUUCGUAAAGUUUUACUUGCUGCUCGCUGCCGUCGAACAAACCAAUAAUGAAAGCGAGGAAAGAAGAGAAUACUGAAAUAAAAGAGAUUAAGGACGAGAAAGAUCUCAUUUGUAGUCUUUGUAAACGGGGCGACGACUGUCCAGAAAAGUAUGGGGAGAAGAUCACACUCGAACAGCACGACCUGACUGUCCACUAUUUCUGUUUGCUGAUGUCUAGUGGAGUGUUUCAGAGAGGAGAGGAACAUGAAGGCAUUCAUGGUUUUCUUGUGAAUGACAUCCAGAAGGAGAUUCGCAGAUCUUCAAGGCUGAGGUGCACGCACUGCAAAAAGAUUGGCGCUUCGGUCGGGUGUUUCAUCAAAACCUGCAGGCAGAUGGUCCACAUGCCGUGUGGAAUAGAGGAGGAGUUUAUUUUCCAGUUCACCGACUCGUUUCCGUGUUUCUGUAAAAAGCAUGCACCUAGUCAAGCCUGCGUCUCCAGUCCCAGUCUACCGCUCUCCUGCUCUGUGUGUCUGGAAGCCAUUGAACCCGUUCUCUCCUACAAUGUCCUCAAGUGUCCCGCGUGUCAUGGGAGCUGGUUUCAUAGGGCUUGUGUACAGCAAUAUGCAUACAGUGCUGCUAUGUUCUUCUUCAAAUGCACGCUCUGCAAUAACAAAGAUCAGUUCCAGCAAGAAAUGGUCAGGAUGGGAAUACACAUACCAGAGAGAGAUGCAUCAUGGGAACUAGAAGAAAAUGCAUAUGGAGAAUUACUGCAGGUGUACCAGCGCUGUGAUGCCAGAAAGUGUCUAUCUCACAGGGGUCGUAAACACAGCUCAGGCUCAGGGUUUUUCGAAAUUCUCCGUUGUACGUUCUGCGGAUCCAGAGGAACCCAUCGAAAGUGCUCCUGCCUUGAGCUUUAUGAAACCGAAUGGACGUGUGAUGAAUGCAAAGGCGCUGUUGAGGGCAAUAAUUCAGUGCCUUUACCAAACCAUGUUAAAUCUCCACUGGCUGAAAGGCAAGAGAGGAAGAGAUUAUUUAAAGGAUGUAUCUCUGAUUUCCAUUCCUCACUCACCACUAAAAGGCAGUGUAUGCCCGCCACUUUUCUAGAGAUCUUAAUGGGUCUGGCCUCUCAGAUAUCACAGCAGCAGUGCACAGAGGUGUUGGUGGAAGAUGGUAAUGAUGAUGAGGUGGUGAAAGCAGCUCUGAGGGUUUUGCGGCAAAGCAACUUUAAUCCCUCCAACACGCUUUCUGUGAAGUACUCCAAAGACAAACUAAACAACAGCGUCAGGAAUCAGCGUCAGUUUCUCAGAUGUCUCGUUCAAAGCUUGGAAAAGUCUGAAAUCUUUGAGGGACCCAAUGGAGCUAAAAACCUGGUUCUGAACUCAAGAGCUCUGAGGGAUGAUCUUUACUUUGAGAUCGGCAGCCUGUUGGCCCUCUCUUUGGUUCACGGGGGUCCUCCGGUGGGCUUCUUCUCUCCAGUUCUGUACCACAAUCUGUUCAGCUACCCUACAAACUACAGACCUACAUUACAAGACCUUGGAGACACCGUUUUGGCACACAAAAUCAGAAGAAUUGCAGAAGCAAACAACAUAUAUAAUUUAAGACGUGCAAUGCAGUCAGCAUCGCAGUACUUGGAAGUGGCAGGUUGUUGGCGAGAAGUCAGUAAGCUUUCUGACAAAGACAUGUUGGUGGAGGAUGUUCUCAAUUUUUAUUUGAUCAUCCGACUACAGCUGCCUCUGCAGAGGUUUCGGGAGGGUCUGAGGACACUAGGAGUGUUUGAGCAGGUCCAGAUGUGCACAGAAGGUUUCUAUUCGGUUUUCUGUGGCCCCGUGGAGAAGUUGACCGCCGAAUCCAUCCUGGAGCUCUUUACCACACGGUUUUCAGAGGAAGAAGAUCUGAAAGCAAAAGAGUACACGACUCACAGCUUUUGGAAACAGUACCUACAUGAGUGUGAAGAUGGCCAGUGUGCAGCAUCACUCGAGGAUAUUUUAACAUUUGCCACUGGCACAGAUGUGGUUCCAUCCAUUGGAUUCAAUCCCCCUCUAGCUCUUUCUUUCCUAAUCUCUCCAGACCCUUCCUGUGCCUUUCCUCGGAGCCACUGUGACACCAAUCAUCUCAUUCUUCCAAUACUACCCUCUUAUGAGGUCUUCAAGAAACACUUGGACUACACAGUGUGUCAGUUUUCUGUUAUGCAGUACUUCUAGAGACUCUUUUCCUAAGAUUAAGGGUGCUGUUGCCCUUUAUCUGUAAUGGUGCUAAAUGUCUGUGAUUUAUUUAUUGGAGUUAUGUAGUUUUAUAUGAACCGUAUUGUUCACAUUAGCAUUACUUGUUACAUUCAUCAGUAAUAUGAUAAACCCUGUUGUCAUUUAUUUGACAGUAAUUUAGAAUCUACAAUCAGUUACAAUAUAACAAUGCAAUUUGCCUUACAUAUUACCUAGCAAUCAUACAGUAGGUUAACCAAUCAUAAUUUCAUUUCAGAUUAUUCAUCAAUUUAAGUUGUUCAAAACUGUUAGGCCUCAGCUGGAAGCAAUGCAUGUUCUUUAGACUCGACUAGUUUAGGUGCAUGUAAACAUGGCUUGCAAUAUAAAGUGUUUGUUACCAGCCACACAAUUCAGAGUUGUACCAGUUUUAUAUAUAGUGCAACUACAGUUAAAAUGUUCAGUAGUUAUAGAUAUGCCUACAGUGUGUAUACCAAGCAACUGGGAAUUUAGAUUUUUUUUUAAAAAAAAACAUGGUUUAACAAUGAAUACUUUGUAAUUUUCUAGUAGCCACAAAAUGGUGCCGUUGCAAGUUUAGCCUGUAUAUUAGCCACAAUAGAGUUUCCGUACAAUGGAUAAAUGCGUCUUUAUAGCCACUACACAUGAAUCCAUGAAUUUUACUGUAUAAACUGUUCUUUUAAAAUACCAUUGGUAGCAAUGUUUGUUUUUUCCAUUUUUUACUGUUGCUUGUGUUCUUUAAAGUUGUUGUCAGCUUUAUAUCCGUCAUAAUUUAUUAAACUCUUUGCUGUUA
Molecule: messenger RNA, 3255 nt
Organism: Misgurnus anguillicaudatus (oriental weatherfish)
Lineage: Eukaryota; Metazoa; Chordata; Actinopteri; Cypriniformes; Cobitidae
Gene: g2e3
Product: G2/M-phase specific E3 ubiquitin protein ligase
Cellular component (GO): nucleus
Molecular function (GO): ubiquitin-protein transferase activity
Source: RefSeq, a predicted model, not a curated record